UGAUUUUACAAAUCUAUUAGGGUAGGGUAGUGCAUGUUGCAUGGUAAAAAUUAAAAACCGAUUAGAAUGCCAAUUAAAAAUUAAAAAUAAUGGGCCUGGGUAAUUAUUUUGUUGAAGUAAGCUCCAGUUUAAGUGCGAAGUAACCUAAGCUCUAGCCAAAUAACCUAGUGAAUCAGUGAGUGGAGACCCAACUCGGUUGGCAGAAGGCUAAGAUAGAUGGCCGCUCGACGCUGUUCCCUCCUUUCAUUCCUUCAUUCCGUCUUCAGAAUCUCAAGGCUCCGUUCUCUACAUCCACCUUCUCUAAGAUUACAAGGUCUUUCUCACUCUGUUAUAAAUUAUUCAAGAAAUCACAUUUAUGAUGGGCUUUGUCCAAAUUUUCAAGCAUCUCGAUCAUAUGCUCGUCCUCGAGGCAAGCAUUAUGACCUAUUUGGCAGUGCUAAGCCUGGUGAUGAGGAAUUCAAGAAAGCAUGGAAGAAAGAGAUGGAAGAAGAUGAUUGCUUAUGGACAGGAAGUGAAGAUGAAAGCGAGGAUGAAAAUAAUUCCAAAAAGGGUCAAAAUCGUCUUGAAAAAGAGAUUCGGAAAGUAAGGCAGCAGGCAAAGGAGCACUCACAUCUUAUUGAUGCUGAUGAUAGUGAUGAGUUAUGGAGUGUAUGGUCUGGGAGUGAUGAGGAGAAGACUCUAUGGACUGGUAGCGAAGGCGAUGAUGAUGAUGAUAUUCCUACAGAAGCAUACCCAAAUGAAACUAGUGACAAGUAUAUAGAUAAAUUGUUUGAAUUUGAGGAAAAACCCAAAUAUCGCACAAUCUCUGAACUAUUGAAAGCAGAAAAUGAACCUGAAGAGUUGUCCCCUGGGAAGCAAGCUAGGAAACUUGCAGUUGAGAAUGCCUUAAAAAAAUUGAAGAAAGGGCCAGAUGGGCGUUACAUCAAUGUGUGGGAAGUCAUGAGUGAUGUAGACAUUCUAAUUGGAGCAUUUGAAAAUAUUGUCUCUGGGCCUGAGUAUGAGGAGCUUAGACAAGGAGGACCUAAAAAAUUGAAUAUGCAGUUUUUCAAGGAUAUACAAGCGCGUAUGAGAGAUCCAAAUUACAAGUUCUCACCAGAGUUGAAGUUAAAACCAAAGAGCAAACUAGUUCCAAGAAAGAAAUGGCAGAAGGUGCAGUCUAGACGAAGGAAGGCACAAAAACGCUAGGUGGUAGUCUUCUCCACUCAACAUUGAGACAAAUUACUUCUACAUUUGUUGACCAUUGGAAGACUGUUUUUUGCAUUCUCCACAUAUUGUCCUUCCUUAAGAUUACGGCUGAUUAUAUGAUACUUUAGAUGAGCAUGGCUGUAAUUAUGGUUUCUUGAUCACCUUUAAAAGCUUGCUUAGUAAUUUAAUUAGAGGCAAGUUCAUUCUUCUUUGUUUUAUAUAUAUAUAUAUAUAGUUUAAAUGUUUCUUUUGUUUGUAACUUCACACCUGAUUUUGUACACACAGGGUAUAUAUAAUGAGAAAUUGUUAGCUUUCUUUUGGUU
This is a messenger RNA of Hevea brasiliensis (rubber tree), 1508 nucleotides long. RefSeq lists its product as uncharacterized. The coding region runs from base 217 to 1185 and encodes 322 amino acids. The record is from RefSeq and is a predicted model, not a curated record. Lineage: Eukaryota; Viridiplantae; Streptophyta; Magnoliopsida; Malpighiales; Euphorbiaceae. The transcript has 3 exons.